AUGAUUAUUAGAUUGUCAUUAGUUCGUUUAGUAUUACUAAUAUGUUUUGUAGAUUUUCUAAUAUGUAUGCCAAAUAAUAAGAUAAAUUUGACCGGUAAUGCAACAACAACUACUACUACACCUACCACAGGUACUACUAGAACUGUUACUACUACUGAGCCUAUAACAACUACAACUUCUGAACCAACUACAACUCAUGGUGUAAUUACAACAACAAAUGGGGAAACCACUGAAACAACUAUUGGUUCUUUGAGCAGUAACAUAAAUAACUCAUCAAAAAUUUUGCUGAAUUCUAUAAACACUUCCUCAAUACAUUUCAAUAAUUCAUCCUUAAAUGUAAAAGAAGAGAGCAAUUUAUCGAAUGAGACAAUAAAUAUGCAAAAUACAACUUUGCCAACAACUACAAACAAUGAUAUAAAUGGGACAACUAUCGGAUAUACCAGAACAACUUUAUCACCACCAAUAGAAAAACAUACUAUUAAUUUAACUAAUACUACUAAUCCUUCAACUAAUUCAUCAAAGUCUACAAAAAUUCCAUCAAAUCAUUCCACUGAUUCAUCUCGACGACACUCUAUAAAAGGAAGAGUUAUUUUAGCUACAACACGUGAACAAGGUAGUAGAGUAUGGGGAUUAACUGCGGCAAAAGCUGAAUUAGCUUGUCAUAGAUUUAUAACUAAUCGUAGAAUUACUUCAGCAUUAACCAAUCGAACAAAUAAUGGAAAUGUUAAACCAACUGAUUUAUAUCAAGGUCAUUUAUUAUCUGUUACAUCAAAUGAUGAGAUUAUACACUUAGUAAGCCUCAUGGGUACAGUACCAGUUGGAUCAUAUUGGACAGGGGGUAAAUUAAUGAGACCAAGACAUACUGGAGUGGAUGGUGAAAAUGCUACUAAGUGGAAAGUGAUAUUAAACUGGUCGGAUGGUCGAACUGCUCCUGCGAAAAUAUUGGGUAUAACUGAUGAUGACGCAAAUAAUCUUGUGGAAGGUAUGACUUAUUGUCUGUCAUUAGAUAUUGCACGACUUACAUGGCAAGCUCGUGAUUGUGAACAUCGUUUGCCUUACGCAUGCUUGAUUACUAGUCGAAAUGUUUUAGUUCAAACUACUACUAGUAAUUCAUCAAUAGUAGUUAAGACACCACAAGAAAUAAAUAGUACACAAAUUUCUGCUAAUCACAGUCAUGUUAUUUCGAAACGUCGUGAAACGGUACUCAAAAAUUCUACUACAGUUGUUAACACUUCAGUAAAUACUAAUCAUUCAGAGAACAAUCAAACAAUUUCACCUUUAAUGGAGUCCACUAAAUCUACUCCAGCAAGCAUAACCAUAGCACCAAAUAAUUUAGAGAAUUCAACUCCUGGGAUAAAUUUUAACAUGUCAUCUGAGAUUCAGAAUACUUCACAGAUGGAUACCACAACCGCAUCUAGUUUACCUUCUAUAGUAACUGGGAAUAAUAAUUUUAACCAAAAUGAAAAAACCUCUUCCGAGUCAACGAUUCAAGUAAAUGAGCAGCCUGUACAAUUUACAGAACACGCCUCCGAAACUAAUCAGACUUUCAGUGUUCCUUCUCUUCCUAAAGCUCAGGUAUCUAUGAAUGGUAAUGGUGGUAAUGAUGGUAGAGGCGACGAUGAUGAUAAUGACGAUGGUGAUCAAGAUGAUGAUGAUGAUGAUGACGACGAUGAUAACAGUGAUGAAAAUGGUAAUUCCGGUUCUUCCGUUUUCAGUUCAAGUGGAUUGGGUACAAAUGAUCUAGAAUCCAUAUUGAUGAACAUUGAACAUUUACACACAACAACAAAUCCACCACCGCCAGAAAUUCCUACUACUACUACUACUACUACUCCUACAACUACUAGUCCUACUACAACUACAACAACAACAACUACUACUCCCACCACUACUAUUACAACCCCCGCUACCCCUACUAUUACUACUGCUACUACCAGUUCCAAUACUAAUACUACUACUAUUCUUGAUAAUACUUCUACAAGUACUACUGCUACUUCUACCACUACUUCUACUGUUAAUACUACCCCUACCACCCCUGUUACCUCCACUGUUACUGAUACUACUACUCCCACUAAUAGUACUACUAUUGCUUCCACAACAACUACUAUUUCCACCACUACUAAUACUACUAUUCCUGAUAAUACUUCUACCACUACUUCUACUGUUACUACUACUCCUACCACCCCUGUUACCUCCACUAUUACUGCUACUACCACUCCCACUAAUAGUACUACUAUUUCUUUCACAACAACUACUACUUCCACCACUGCUAAUACUACUAUUCUCGAUAAUACUUCUACCACUACUUCUACGAUUACUGCUCCACCCACCACCCCUUUUACUUCCACUACUACUACUGUUACAAUAACAAAAACUAAUAAUAAUAAUAAUAAUAACACUAUUCCUGGUAAUACUACUGAGAGCACAACUACUACUCCUACUACUACCAUUACUGCUGAAAUCACUACUAGUACUACAGAAAUCAAUGAAAAAAUAUCAACAGAAAAUACUUCAGAUAAUAACUCGUUAUGGUCGCCUGUUUUGUUAAAUAAUUCCUCUGAAGAAAUGACAACCUCUACAACACCUGAAAUAAACUCACAGGAAUCGACUACGGUAAUGAUACAACCAAAGUCUUUGAUGGCAACGGUAUCCAAUUCGACAGUAACCGUUGAAACAGCAUCAACGCCACCAAUUGGAUCUGAAAAAACAACGAUAUCCACAUCCGAGUCAUCAGAAGCGGGGAUCUCACCUGUGUUAACAACACCAGUGUCAUUCCAAUCGACGGCAACAACUGAGUCGACGACGCCUUCAGGAUCUUCACCAACAGAGACAUCUACAUCACCAACCACGAAGAUUCAGAGUUCAUUACCAAUGUCAACAAAUGAACCAUCCCUAUCAACAACAUCUAUGGAGCUUCAAUCAGUAAGGACAUCUGAGGCCAUAACAUCAACGACAUCCCAAUCAAAUACGUCAGCAGAAACAACUACAACUCUGGAAUCAGAGUCAACAGAAAAUAAAUUUGAAUCUAGUACAACUAUGUUAUCACAGCCAACGACCUCAUCUGUAUCAAUAACAGCAACAGAGUCUACGGUUAUGGAAACCAUAUCAUCUGAAACAGGAACUAGUUAACAUAAUGAAAGAAAGUAAUUUAUUGAUUGAAUUAUUUUACAUAAUUGAGUAACUAUUUAAACGUGUUCAGUUGUAAUACUAAGUUACAAAAUUUUCAAUAUUGUAUUACGGCUAUUUUUCUUAUAUUUUCAAAGAUAAAUGAUGUUCUAAUAACAUUGUUUUCCUCAAACAAAACGUUAAGUUACAAUAUCUUUUGUAAUUCAUUACAAGAAGAUCCUUAUAGUUCACAGAAACAGAAUUGAAUUCAGGUAUAAAAAUAUUUGUAAUCGUAGCAGUUAAAAAUCAUCGGGUUUUUUUGUUGUUGUUGCUGUUGUUGUUGUUGUUGACGCCUUCUAUACUCAUAGUAGGUAAUAUUCUCUUUACGAACAAUUAUGUUGUUUCAUAUAAUCAGUCAGUUUGAUGAUCUUUAAUAUUUUGAUCCAUUUAUCAAAUAUCAAGUUAUGGAACUCAGUUAUGCCAUUUUUUUUUGAAUACCCCGUAUAGUACAUUUUAAUCAAUAUUUAAAACAAAAAUUUGAUCAUGUAAAUGCAGAAAAUUGAAAAUACAAAUUAAACUAUCAAAUUGGUAUGAGUUAAGUUUUUGACUUUAAACUUUGAUUGGCGUCAUUAUUCAGUAAUAUAAUAGAAUACUAUAUUCUGUUGAACUAAUCAUUUUUCCAUUGUAAUCUUAGGUUGGUUAAAAUGUCUUUUAAGUGUUGAAAUCUUACUUAAUAACAAUUCUUUGCAGUCGAACCUUAAUUAUCGUCUUAUUAUAUUCACACAGCUAAAUAAAGCAUAAGAUAAUGAG
Messenger RNA from Schistosoma margrebowiei, 3912 nucleotides. NCBI's taxonomy places the organism in Eukaryota, Metazoa, Platyhelminthes, Trematoda, Strigeidida, Schistosomatidae. The record is from the annotation of a GenBank genome assembly.